AUGUGUCGGCGAUGCAUCGGAAUCUUGAGCGUUCAGGAGGGUCGUCGUGUAGUGUCCACGUCCUUGAAGGCUCUCUUUAGACAAAGACGACGUGGGCAAUCUCUAGAUCUUCUCGCAAAGUCUAGAGAUCAAUGAAGUGAGUCGUCGAAUUGUCUCCGGCGGCUGUCACCCGACGGAGCGGAAAAACGGCGACUUUGCGGCUCUCCGACGGCUGUCACCCGACAGAGAGGCGCUGGAUGGAGGUGGGACACCUGUCAGGGAGCUUCAUCCUCAGGUCUGCGCAGCAAGAGGAGGCUCUUCAUCGCAUCUGCUACGCUCUCAAGAGGUGGCGACUGGUCUCCCGGUAGAUCGUCCUCUUCCCGACGACAGCUUGUUCAUUAAUCAAUCGGAGAUGAUUUACUUGAUGGACUCGUGAUCCUUUUAUCGUGAAUCGUUUAGCAAUUUUAGUAGUAAUGCUCUGCAAAUUGCGUUGACGAGAUUUUCGCCGAUGAUCCAGCGAUUCUCGUUGCUUAAUCCUUCACCGGUGAUCUACAAGAAAGUCACGAUAAUCAGAUAAAAAUAUAUGAAUUUUGACUCUAGGAGGAUUCGAACCCGCGCUGGUCACCCGCCUCUUCUGAGGAAGGUGUGACGGCGGUUUAGUCCCACAUCGGUUGUAUGCCGAGUUUUCGGGCGAAUAUAUAGUAAUGUUAGCUUUGUGAGUAAAGUCCCUUCUCUCGCGUGUAUGACCACUCUUUGCCCCAUAGCUAGCUGGCCACCGGUGACGUGGAAGGGGAGUGGCGUACGCAUGCCUGUCGGUCCCCAAGCCAAGCUGCUUGAGCCGUUGCUCGCGGCUAACUCCCUGACUGCGCUUCCGACCCGCUUGCGAGCUCGGCUGGCCAGCGGGUCCCCUCAUUUUGCAGUAUUUUUAUUUUGAUUUCUUGUUCUUCAUUUAUCUCAAAAGUAAGACUGUAAAAAUCGUAUAAAAUCACAUAAUUACCCAAAAAUUCACGUUAAUCAAUUGAAAACCAAAAAUCAUUCUUUAACACAAAUAUAAGUCUAUUUAUCAUGAGUUAAGGCUAAAACUAUAUUAUUUUUACUAAUUAUUAACUCAUGA
Molecule: messenger RNA, 1093 nt
Organism: Spirodela intermedia
Lineage: Eukaryota; Viridiplantae; Streptophyta; Magnoliopsida; Alismatales; Araceae
Source: the annotation of a GenBank genome assembly